Molecule: messenger RNA, 1876 nt
Organism: Neogale vison (American mink)
Lineage: Eukaryota; Metazoa; Chordata; Mammalia; Carnivora; Mustelidae
Gene: EYA2
Product: EYA transcriptional coactivator and phosphatase 2
Exons: 15
Coding region: 150-1811 (553 amino acids)
Biological process (GO): negative regulation of extrinsic apoptotic signaling pathway in absence of ligand; cell differentiation; positive regulation of DNA repair
Cellular component (GO): nucleus
Molecular function (GO): protein tyrosine phosphatase activity
Source: RefSeq, a predicted model, not a curated record
UUCAUUUUAAUUCCUCAUUUCCCUUUGAUGAAAAGUUUAGUGAAUUUUUAUUAUGUAGAAUUUAUAAGACGGCCGGGUUUAGGUAAUCAGCUUUAAUAUUUAUACUCUUAGGGAGAGAAAUAGGAAUCAUUAGUAAGCAUGCAUAAUUAAUGAAUAAAUUAUAUUUCCCUUUGUUUUCUUCCAGGUACAAGGAAAUGCUAGAACUGGUGAUCUCACCCAGCCUCACCGUAAACCGCGAUCGUCCGGGUAAAGCGAAGCUUAACCGUGCGGAUACCGAUGUCUGGACUCUGAGUGACGUAGAAGGCACCAUCACAUCAGCCUCCCCGAGUGUGUCUCAGCUCUUCACAAGACCUUGCCCACACGUCCUGCCCAGCCAGCCCGCCACGGCCAUGGCAGCCUACGGCCAGACACAGUACAGUGCAGGGAUCCAGCAGGCUGCCCCCUACACCACCUAUCCACCCCCAGCACAAGCCUACGGAAUCCCUUCUUACAGCAUCAAGACAGAAGACAGCUUGAACCAUUCCCCCAGCCAGAGUGGAUUCCUCAGCUAUGGCUCCAGCUUCAGCACCCCACCCACUGGACAGAGCCCGUACACCUACCAGAUGCACGGCACGGCGGGGAUCUACCAAGGAGCAAAUGGCCUGACCAAUGCAGCCGGAUUCGGAAGUGUGCACCAGGACUAUCCUUCCUAUCCUGGCUUCCCCCAGAGCCAGUAUUCCCAGUAUUACAGCUCGUCCUACAGCCCUCCUUACGUCCCGGCCAGCAGCAUCUGCCCUUCUCCCCUCUCCACUUCCACCUACGUCCUCCAGGAGGCAUCUCACAGCGUCCCCAGCCAGAGUUCUGAGUUGCUUGGCGGUGAAUAUAACACACACAACGGACCCUCCACGCCGGCGAAAGAGGGAGACGUGGACCGGCCGCCCCGGGCCUCCGACGGGAAGCUCCGAGGCCGCUCCAAGCGGAGCAGCGACCCCUCCCCAUCAGGGGACAGUGAGAUCGAGCGUGUGUUCGUGUGGGAUUUGGAUGAGACGAUAAUUAUUUUUCACUCCUUACUCACCGGGACUUUCGCGUCCAGAUAUGGAAAGGACACCACGACGUCGGUGCGCAUCGGCCUGAUGAUGGAAGAAAUGAUCUUCAACCUUGCAGAUACGCAUCUGUUCUUCAACGACCUGGAGGAUUGUGACCAGAUCCACGUUGACGACGUCUCAUCUGAUGACAACGGGCAAGACCUGAGCACGUACAACUUCUCGGCCGACGGCUUCCACAGCUCAGCCCCGGGAGCCAACAUGUGCCUGGGCUCCGGCGUCCACGGCGGCGUGGACUGGAUGAGGAAGCUGGCCUUCCGCUAUCGGCGGGUGAAGGAGAUGUACAACACCUACAAGAACAACGUCGGUGGUUUGAUAGGAGCUCCCAAAAGAGAGACUUGGCUACAGCUCCGAGCCGAGCUGGAAGCCUUGACCGACCUCUGGCUGACCCACUCUCUGAAGGCGCUUAACCUCAUCAAUUCCCGGCCCAACUGUGUCAACGUACUGGUCACUACCACGCAACUAAUCCCUGCCUUAGCCAAAGUCCUGCUGUAUGGACUGGGCUCCGUGUUUCCUAUUGAGAACAUCUACAGUGCAACCAAGACAGGGAAGGAGAGCUGUUUUGAGAGGAUAAUGCAGCGAUUUGGCAGAAAAGCCGUCUACAUUGUCAUCGGUGAUGGCGUGGAAGAGGAGCAGGGGGCGAAGAAGCACAACAUGCCCUUCUGGCGGAUAUCCUGCCACGCGGACCUGGAGGCGCUGCGGCACGCCCUGGAGCUGGAGUAUUUAUAGCGGAGCCGCGGCCUCGCCACCUGCCAUCGCGGGCGCAUCCCACGCACCCACCCAAGCCCUCGCCG